Messenger RNA from Ruditapes philippinarum (Manila clam), 1756 nucleotides. Its product is annotated as HHIP-like protein 2. The transcript is spliced from 9 exons. Lineage: Eukaryota; Metazoa; Mollusca; Bivalvia; Venerida; Veneridae. The coding region runs from base 323 to 1699 and encodes 458 amino acids. The record is from RefSeq and is a predicted model, not a curated record.
UCACUAUAUAACCAUGAUAACGAAUUUCAUUAGUGACUAUAAUCUUUUCAGUGAAAGUAUUUUACACAAUUAUAAACCUUGUUUUGACUUUAUGCUCAAUUCAGCGUUCAAUAUUUACCGUCAUAUUUGAUAUGUUUUGCUGAUUAAGGUAAAAGGUCAUGUUACUAUGACGUAUAGGCAGAUGGGAGAAAACCAGAACUGUUCCAAUUAGUAACGUUACAUGUGGUGAAAAUUGGUUAAUAAGUGCCAGCAAUAAUUGUCAACGCUCCUGGAAUCUCUGCAGUGUUGAAUACCGGAAAUUAAUCAAUAUUGCACUUCAAAAAUGAAGAGUAUUCUUAAGGAUUCCCUGGUAGUUUUGAUUGUUGUGUUCAUGUCGCAGAUUCGCGAACUGUUUACAAUAAAUGUUCUAAAAGACGAUAGCACGUGUUACUGCUUACACGAAGAAAUAUCCUCGCUCAGAAAUCCCGUGCAUAUAGAACCUGUGGUUUUCAGUGGGAAAAGAAUAUAUUUUCUGGCAGAACAAAUAGGGAUGAUUUACGAAUACCACCCGGAAGUUACUAAGAAUAAAUUAAGAACUUAUUUAGAUAUAACAGAAUUAGUGGUGUGUAAACACGAGUUAUACGAGGAACGAGGGUUGCUGGGUCUAGCAUUACAUCCUAAGUUCGAAGUGAAUGAGAAAAUAUAUACAUAUUCAAUACGAUCAAUUAAUAACAAAGACUACGUGGUAAUUAGUGAAAUAACAAAGAAAGACGUGUCCAAAGAGAGACUUCUGAUUUUGAUAGAACAACCUGGGGACAGACGAAAUGGAGGACAGCUAUUGUUUGGAGACGACGGAUACCUUUAUAUAUUCGUCGGCGACGGCGGGCCUAGUGACGACAAGAAUAUCCGAGCUCAAGACGGUGUCAGUUUUCUAGGAAAGGUCUUACGUAUAGAUGUUGAUAAAACGACUGUUUAUGAUAACCACUUCCGGUAUUACGAUAUCCCAAAAGACAAUCCGAAUGAAACCGAUUGGAAACCGGAAGUUUAUGCAAUGGGAGCAAGAAAUAUGUGGAGAUGUAGUAAAGACAGAGGAGACAAGCAAGGACAAGGCAAAGGGAGAAUAUUUUGUGGCGAUCUCGGUUCUUCACUAGCAGACGAACUUGUCGAGUUGAAGAAGGGCGGUAACUACGGUUGGCCGUAUAUGGAGGGAAAUAUAUGCAGGGACGAGGACAUGUGCAAAACACUGGUGGGUAAAACAGUUCACCCUAUACACGAGAUUCGCCAAGGUGACAACACGUCAAAAGUUGUAGCAGUUGUAAGCGGCCCUCUGUAUAGAGGCACAACAUUCCCGGAAAUUUACGGACAACUUCUUUACGGGGAUUACUCAACCGGUGCAACAUUCACGUUGAAAGAACCUUCUAAAAACGCCAUUCCACAAACUUGGGCGUCCAGUGAUUUUAAACGCUGUGAUAAAAGCAUGUGCGCGUGCAAUGCACGUGCCUCUCAGAGAACAAUGCUGUUGUCGUUUGGUGAGACGCAUGAAGGCGAGGUACUAUUACUAAUGACAGAUGAGCCCUCCCCCCAUAAACCUGCUGGAGCUGUACUCAGGCUUAAACCUCGACAGUCCAAACCAUUGACGUGUGGGGUAGGUUCGACUCUUGCGGAACUCUGGAUACACUAUUUAUCAUGCAUACUCGUUCUUAUCUAUUAUAUCAUUUAAUUUAUUUGAAAAAAAAAGUUAUAUUUUUGAUACACAAUAAAAAAGUAGAUAGAUAUA